UGGGUUCGUUGGGUGGCCCGUGUUUUAGUCAGUUGUAAUCGUGCUAUCCUCUAGUUGACACGUGCACCGCGUACGCGCGUUCGAUUUUGCGGUUCGAAUAUAUUUCCCCCUUCAACCUUCCUUCGUUCCCGUCGCUACCAGCUACACACAACGAUACUCACUUAGUUCACUUUCAGGUGUACAAAAGUGAAGUGUGCCAAAUUUUAUAGAAAAUAGUCAAAGUUAGCAGUUUGUAGUAAAGCAGUGCACAGUCAUCCUGAGACAUCAUCAUGUACAUGUACGAUCCUCCAACGAAAAACACUUUUACCUCCGUCGAAGAAUUCCAGGAGGCGUUCAACCUGUUCGACAACCGGGGUGAUGGCAAGAUCCAGCAGCAGCAAAUCGGCGAAUGUCUGCGGGCCCUUGGUCAAAAUCCGACGGAAUCGGAGGUGAAGAAGUUCACCAUGGCACUGAAGCCCGACGAGCGCGUUUCUUUCGAGGUGUUCCUACCGAUCUACCAGGGUAUCUCAAAGCAGCGCACCGCUGAGACGGCGGACGAUUUCAUCGAGGGUUUGCGCCACUUCGAUAAGGAUGCGAGCGGUUUCAUCUCGUCGGCCGAACUACGGCAUCUGCUGACGACGCUCGGUGAGAAGCUGGGUGACGAUGAGGUCGAGCAGCUCCUGCAAAACCAGGAAGACUCGCAGGGUAACGUGAACUACGAAGAGUUCGUGCGAAUGGUUAUGAGCGGUUAAGCACGGGGACAACGAGAAUAUACCCACAUUCGCGGUGGUUGGCAUGUCAAAGCGCGGGUACGCAUCAUCGUGUGAGGAAGGUCCCAUUGGUUGCAUCCUGCGACGUGAAACCGGAUCCGUGCCAAACCACCAACCAACCAGCACUAGCAUUAGGGUGAACCUUAGGGCCAACGAUCUGCAGCGUUCGUUUUGGGCAGGCGGAACGGAUAACAUUUACUUAAGCAUUACUUCAUUUUGCAUUCCCUGCGACACACUGCACGAUAGAUAUUUUGCAUUUCUAUGAGGUUUGCAGCUUCCAGGCUCCUCUACCACACAAAUCACAAGUAGUCGUUGAGUUGAGGUGUUUCUAGGCACUUCUUUAAAUUUCAUGCGUUUAAUGGAGGUUAUACGGCUCCUCGAAAAUUAAAAAGUAUUUAACUCGACUGUGACAAUAAGCCACAAUUGCUUUCUGUUAUUCGGAUAAUGUGUGUUUUUCCUCCAUUUGCGUUUAGUUGUUGAUCGCUUUUGUCGCCGUCUAUUACCGGAGUUACUAUCCGUAUUGGGUUAUUCCGAAAAUGUAUUCUGCGUGUCGGAGGCGCUGUUGAACAACGUCUCACUUGUAGCACAUCCAAUAACACAAACGAUUGAGUAAACCGCGUAACGAUCGGUGGAUGAGACGGGUGUUAAACAGACGAUUUAUUCGUCAUUGCGCCUUGCGUUGCGUUCUACACGCUGGAAACGAUUCAUUUUAACGAUUUCUGAAACAAUAAACUAUAGUUCUACGCUAGCAAUUAGCGAAACAACCACAA
Messenger RNA from Anopheles darlingi, 1519 nucleotides. RefSeq names its product myosin-2 essential light chain (gene Mlc-c). Gene Ontology annotation, cellular component: myosin II complex. The coding region runs from base 270 to 731 and encodes 153 amino acids. Gene Ontology annotation, molecular function: calcium ion binding; myosin heavy chain binding. The record is from RefSeq and is a predicted model, not a curated record. NCBI's taxonomy places the organism in Eukaryota, Metazoa, Arthropoda, Insecta, Diptera, Culicidae. The transcript is spliced from 4 exons.